Mercenaria mercenaria is the source of this 2412-nucleotide messenger RNA. RefSeq names its product acetylcholine receptor subunit alpha-1-B-like. Gene Ontology annotation, cellular component: neuron projection; synapse; membrane. The record is from RefSeq and is a predicted model, not a curated record. Gene Ontology annotation, molecular function: neurotransmitter receptor activity; extracellular ligand-gated monoatomic ion channel activity; transmembrane signaling receptor activity. NCBI's taxonomy places the organism in Eukaryota, Metazoa, Mollusca, Bivalvia, Venerida, Veneridae. The coding region runs from base 80 to 1327 and encodes 415 amino acids. The transcript has a single exon. Gene Ontology annotation, biological process: regulation of membrane potential; chemical synaptic transmission; signal transduction.
ACUACCUGAUCACAUAUAGGAGAAUCUGUUUUGUGCCUGCUUAUUGUAACCUUGCGCAUUUGACAACUGAAAAAUAAAGAUGAGGAAAAUAUAUGCACUUGAGAUUCUCGCCGUUACAUUUAUUCAGUGUUGGAGGCAGACGACAGGUGUAAGCCUUCCGGAGGUUAACUUGCACAAGGAUUUAUUCUCGGACUAUAACCCAAAUGUUUUGCCGCAAGAGAACAAAUCAAAGGCAAUAAAUGUUACACUUGAUAUGUAUUUGAUGUCUAUAGACAAUAUUGAUGAGAAAAGGCAAACUAUAACUGUCAAGGCUUUUCUAGAAAUAAAAUGGAUAGAUGCCUUUCUUAGAUGGGAUUCUACAAAAUAUCCAGGAGUCUCUAGAAUUAGUGUUAAAAAUACUGAUCUAUGGAUUCCAGAUAUUGCAUUACAGGACACGUUUGAUGACCUGACGGAUUUUGGACAAGCUGGUGGAAAAGCUAAUGUGAGCAGUGAUGGUUUGGUAACUAUCUGGCCACAUAAGAUAUAUACAGUUGCAUGUAAAAUUUCAGUAACAAAAUUUCCAUUUGACAAACAAAAAUGUGAAUUUGAUUUCAUUUCAUGGAGCCAUCCGAUAUCUGAACUUAUUUUGAACACCUCACAAAAGAAACCGGAUAUGAGGUAUUUCACAGUAAGUGGUGAAUGGGAUCGUAAAGGAAUUGAAGCGGAAGUUGAAAGAAAAAAGUACGUUACCGGAUUCUUUGACCACGUGUAUUUCUGUUUUGAACUACAACGUAAAUCUCUUUAUCACGUUAUGAACGUUAUUAUACCAGUUCUGUGUAUUUCUGUUUUAAAUAUCAUUUCAUUUUUACUGCCAUCAGAAAGUGGUGAGAGGGUAACUUUGUCCAUAUCAAUAUUUCUUACACUUGCUGUACUUUUCACCACUGUCAACAGUUUGAUGCCAGAGUCUUCUGAUGAGGUCGCUUCAUUUAGUAUUUACUUAGGUCUGCAACUUCUUGGAAGCGCAUUCAAUAUCUUUUUCACCAUUAUCUCGUUAUAUCUCUUUCACCACGAGACCAGCAGUGUUGUUCCGAGAAUACUAAAGGCAUUUGUCAAAGGUUGCUGCGUUAAAAAUACAAACGCGCAUUAUCAGAUUGGAAAUGAUGUAUCAAACGAAAAUACUAUAGCUUGCUUGAAUGAUAUGCCACACGAACACAUUCAAGUUGGUAACGAAUAUCGACUUGUGACAUGGAAAAUGGUGUCAAAAGCAAUUGACAAACUGUGUUUAAUAUCUGCAGUUUGCUGGCAUAUUAUCCUUGCUGCAAGUCUUACGAUAAGUGUUCAGUACUAGAUAGUGCCAUUAUUUGUACGACUUAUGUUAAGUAAAAUGUUGUUGUGGAUAAGAUCUUACAAACACUCUUUAAAAGUUACACUGUUUAUGAUAAGUGCUUCUUUUCUGCAAUUAUAAGCCUACUGACAAUUGUUGUUUCGUUCGAUUCAGUUAUGAACAUGUGGAAUUUCAUAUAAAUCUUAAUAGAGCAAUACCAUAUCUUCAAAAAGGGUUGUAAUGAUUUUAUGGUAGAUUCAAAUCCAUUUUAACAAUUAAACACCUAUUACAUGCCGUAAGUUGUUUUAUGCAUGUCAGUUCUUCCGGAUAAAUACUUUUAGGGAGGUUGUGCUGAAAAUAGUGAAAUAACUCGAUGCUUUUAAGUACAUUUUAGAUCAAAUAAACACGUGUGUUUUCAAUGCUUUAGCCCUAAAGUGGCCAAACAACGAUUUCACCGUCAAGAUUAGAUAGUCGAUGUUGUUAACUGUACUUAAGAUUUUUAAAUAAACACGUGCUGGUUACCCUUGCUUUAGCCCCGAAGUAAACAAACAACGAUUUUGCUGCCAAGAACAGUCGACGCAAUCAAGUAGUUUGGAUUAUGUAAUCUGAAUAAUUAUUGUUUACUUGAUUGUUACAUCAAUGCUUAAGCUUGUAAAAUGACAAUAGUAAAUUGAAAGAACCUGAAAAAUAUGGAUGUUUAAAGUAGUUAAGAUAAAUCAUUAAUAAGUAGAUAGUCACAUAAAUGUUUUAGCCUAGUAAUGAUCCCCCUGAGUAGUUAAAAUGAUCAAAUAUGUACUCUAGAUCAAUCACUUCCUAUGAUUUUUAAUUAGGUGAUUAAAUUUAUUGAACCUUUCAUAUAAAACAUGCAAGAAAUUUAGGAUGUCUUCUGUUUGACAUCAUUUAGUAAGCAUAGGCAAAUUUGUGAAAUGUUAAUGAAUUUCACUAUAUAAGGCAUAAAAAGCCGAACAUACUUAAAGAAACCGCUUUUUUCUCUGACAUUAUGAUUGUUCUUUACAGUUCGGCGAUAAAUUUUAAUGAGUACUACAUCUUUAGAAAAACAUUGGACGAGCCGACAUGUUAUGUAUGUUUACAAAGUAUAGAGAAAUGGC